Messenger RNA from Erinaceus europaeus (western European hedgehog), 4292 nucleotides. RefSeq names its product zinc finger protein 655 (gene ZNF655). The record is from RefSeq and is a predicted model, not a curated record. Lineage: Eukaryota; Metazoa; Chordata; Mammalia; Eulipotyphla; Erinaceidae. Bases 193 to 2022 code for a protein of 609 amino acids. Gene Ontology annotation, biological process: regulation of DNA-templated transcription. The transcript is spliced from 4 exons.
ACGUCAAGAGGGGAGAGAGAUAGAGUCAUCUGCAGACCUGCUUCACCUCUCACGACGCUUUCCCCCUGCGGGUGGGGGCCGGGGACUCGAACUCGGGUUCAUGUGUUUGUUAACAGGUGCGCUGAGCCAGGUGCACCUCCUCCUGGAUCCCCAGUGAGUCAUUUCUCCCCAGGGCCUCCACCCGGUUCCCACAUGCAGGAUCCCCUUCACGGAGCCCUCAUCCGGGGCCAGUCCGCCUCACCCCGCACCCCCUUCCCAGUUGGGCCACGCCCCCGGAAGUGCCACCGAGACGCGCUGGCCUCCUGCGGUCCAAAGCGCCCCCCCCCCCCCCCCCAGCGGCUGUGGCGGCUCAGACCGCCGGAGCCGGGAUGGUCAUUGUCUUCUGGCGCAGUGAUGGAAGAGCUACUGGCCCAGGAAACAGCAGCGUUGCCCAGCAGGCAGUUCCAGGGUGUGGAGGCCCACUUGGGGCAUCUGUCUCCAGAGCCCCAGUUCGGGCAAGACACUGACAUGGAGCAGGGACUCACUGAGGGACUUCCAGUUACCAAGCCUGAGGGGAUCACCCAGCUCGAGCAAGAUCUACAGGUCUUUGAUCUGGAAAAUAAGAAUAGAGAAGCCUUAAGAGAUGACUGUUCAGAUGGAGAAACCAGAGAAGAAAACAAGCUGUUGCUUCCUAAGCAGAAAAAUUCGGAAGAACAUUUAUACAAAGUAAGAGUAGGAAGACUCAAAAGGGAUACUGUCCAGGUUCCUGAGACUAGAGAAGUGUGCAAACCCGAGGCUAGAUUAGAAAGACUUCAGGAAAUCCUAAGGAAAUUUCUUUUUCUAGAGAGAGAGUUUAGGCAAAUAACAAUCAGCAAGAGAACCUUUACUAGUGAGAAGAACAAUGAAUGUAAUGAGCCCGAAAAAAGCUUCAGUCUGGACUAUGCCUUUGACACUGAUCAGAGAGUUCUUAGAAUACAGAAUGCUGAUGAUGUUGACAAAUACGACAUGGGCUUCAACCAGAAUUCAACUGCUGCCAAACAUGAACAAGUAAAUCUAACACAGGAUUUUCAGAGUUGUGAGUAUAAGGAAACUCUAAUGGACCUCUCCCCCCUGAACAAAUGUGAAAGCGUCCCUGAGAAAUGCUAUAAAUGCGACACAUGUGAGAAAAUCUUCCAUCAGAGCUCAGCCCUUUCUAGACAUCAGAGAAUUCACACUAGAGAAAAACCCUACAAGUGUAAGGAAUGUGACAAAUCUUUCAGUCAGAGCUCAAGUCUUAGUCGGCAUAAAAGAAUACACUCUAGAGAGAAACCUUAUAAAUGUGAAGCAUCUGAUAAAUCCUGUGAAGCAUCUGAUAAAUCUUGUAGUCAGAGCUCAGACAUAAUCCAACAUAAGAGGAUUCACACUAGAGCAAAAUCUUACAAGUGUAACCAUUGUGAGAGAGUCUUCAGUCGUAGUGUACACCUUACUCAACAUCAGAAAAUUCACAGAGAGAAUUCUUGUAAGUGUACUGUAUGUGGCGGUGACUUUUAUCAUACCUCUUAUCUAGCUGAACAUCAAAAGACCCACUGUGAAGAGAAAUCCCAUGACUACAAUGAAUGUGGGUUGACCUUUGUUAAACAUCAGGGGACUCAUCUACGAGAGAAGCCCUACCAGUGUAAUGAAUGUGGAAGAGAUUUCAGAUUACAUUCCCAUCUUAUUCAGCAUCAAAGAAUUCACACAGGAGAGAAAUUACAUCAAUGUAGUGAAUGUGGAAAAGCUUUCAACCAAACCUCUUGCCUUAUUCAGCAUCACAAAAUCCACAGGAAAGAGAAAUCCUAUGAGUGUAAUGAUUAUGAGGGAAGCUUCAGUCAUAGCUCAGAUCUUGUCCUGCAGCAAGAUGACCUCAGCAGAGACAAAGCCUUUGACUGUGAUGCCUGGGAACAGAACCUUAGUCAGAAAGCACAUCUUGUUCAGCAUCAAAGAAUUCACACCAAAGAGAAACCUUAUGAAUGUAAUGAACAUGAAAAGACAUUUAGUUCAAUCCAGGCCUCAUUCAACAUCUGAGAGUUUACAGCAGGGACCAGUCAUGUAUGUAACCAAAAGUGGUAAAGCCUUCAGUUGUAAUAACAUUUUAUCAGCACCAGAGUAUCUCCAUCAAAGAGGAACCCUCAGAAUGUGAUGAAUGUAGGAAAGUUAUUAGCAUUAAACUCUUAAUUAACACCUGUAAACCCAUACCAAUGAGAAGCCUACAGAUAAAUUGAAUGUGGUAAGUGUCUCAUGCUGUUUUCAUCUUAGUCACCAUUGGGGAAUUCACACUGGAGUAAAACUCCAUCACUGUAAUGAAUGUGAAAAGUCCAUCAUCAAAGAAACUUGUUCAUCAAAUUGUUCCAUGCACAAAGCCUAUGAAUGUAAUAAAUGUGUUUAUAUGUGAGAAGAUUCAGUCAUAUCCCUCAUUCAAUAUUAAAGAGUCAUAUCCCAGGAAAAGUCAUUUGAGUAUAAAUGUGAUGGCAACUCCUUAUAGUUCUAAUCAUCUGAAUACCCAGACCAGAAAAUGACAUAAUGCAAAAGGAAAAGUUUACCACCGUAUUUCAGGCUUUACUUGACAUAAAAUUAGAAAAUUGUUAUUUGUAUAUGAAAUUGUUAAUAUAUUUUGUCUGAAUUUUUUUUUUUAUAGAAGAAUAAGUCUGAGGAGUGACAUGGUAAAUGCAUUGCUAUUUUUCUCAUGAUAUUUGAAAUUUUAACAUGAUAGUUUAAAGUAGGUAUGUAUACGUUAUUUAUGCUCACUUAAGUUCCAUUUUUUAUUUUAAUAUGGCCUUUAAGCAUUUUUAAAAUCCUGAAAUCCAUUUUUACUGUUCAUAGCUUUCCUAAGAUAUCAUUAGUUCAUCAGUGUUAAAAUGUGAAAUGUAAAAAAGUAGCUCAUGUAGUUUUUUUUUUUCUCCUAUUUUCAACCCGGAGUCUUUCCAAAACAGACACCUAGGCCUGUUCUUUUCUGAGGAAAAUGAGGCACUUAAUACUUUGUUCUUUUCCAAUCACAACACUUGAAUUUCUGUUAAUUUCCCCAUUUUCUUAAGCACUUUCAAAGGAGAAUUUAAGCUUUUCACUAGCAGGUAUGCAAACCCUACUUGAUGUUUUGAAGGAUCUUUUACUGCUUUUUCACAUCCUACCCAUCAUCCAGAAAUCUGAAAAAUUAUGUCCUCCCUCGCCCCUCCUUGAGCUUGUGGCAGUUGGCUAGGCAUUUUUAGGCAAUGCCCAAAUUCUUCACUGCCUAGUUUGCUUCUAUAGUCCUCUAGAAGAAAAGACUAUAAUAAGGCCAUCAGGCAACCAAUAGGACUCCUGGUGACCUAACUGCAUUUAGUAGCUGUUCUGUGUAUCUUAGGCUUAGACUUAUUUUAUGUAUUCCCAUUGAAGGCCAGUAAAGAUGGUUAGGUUUGGUCUGCUUUUGAUAGGGGAAAGCAAAGAACAUAAACUAAAUUGAGAGAACUUCAUAAGAAAAUGCAGCCUUCCAAUGAAGAUGACUUGUUUUAUGUAAUAUCUAUAGAGUAUUUCAAUAGAGUGGCAGGUUUAUUUCUUGUAAGAUUUUAACCAUUACAGUUACUUCUUUAUGUGUUUGAAUGUCUGACACUAGUCUCCCCUUCUUAACUCAGGACAAUAUUUGAAAUGUGAGGGUUUUGUGUAUUGUUGACUCAUCACAUUAAAAAAAAUUGUAUUAGUGUCCAUCGGCUGUAAAAAAGAAGAACUUUUUUCCCCCAUAAAAUCACACAUGUAGGCUCCAGAGUUCAGGGUCACUGUCAUAAUACCCAGCAAAAGUUCAUGAUUCUUUAGGUGAUGUCAUACUAAUUUAUUAUAUUCUACAUCUCAAGCUUCGUAACAUCUUGUGAGUAAAGUAUUAUUUAAAAUUAUAGUUGUGAUUCCAGCAGUUGAGGCCUUUGUAGUCAAACAUUAUACUGUACACUCAGUAAAUACACAAAAUGUUAUCUUUCUAUAAUCCUUUUAUGGCUAGUCUCUAGGAUAGUUCUACCAUGAUAUUUUACCUCUUGGCAUUAAGCAGGUAUUGGAUUUUGUCAGGGAAAGACAGAGAUCUAAAUGAAAUUUAUCUAAAUAUAGAAGCAAAUUAAAAAACACAUAUGGCUUUCCAUAUAUGACUAUGAAUACCCUUACAUAUCUAGAGACCAGCAGCCACCAUCAGUGAUAUUGAAACUAAGGAUUAAAUAAUCCUAAAUAUGUAAUAACCACAUGUAUGCAUUUUGUUUAGGAAUGUGCUUUUGUACUUUAAAUCAAAAGUGUACUAGGUACUUUUGAGAAUCUGUUCCAAAUAAAAUUUGAAGGCCUCAGAA